AUGUCAUGUUUUUGGCUUAAAUGGAGUUUCAUUGCUCUCUUUGCAGUCACACUUGUCUCAAGCCGACCAACUCAUGUUUACCGAACAAUUUAUGUUGAUAAAUUAGGUCAGGGUAAUUUCUCAACCAUCCAAUCCGCCAUCGAUUCCAUCCCAGCCAAGAAUACUCGUUGGAUUUGUAUUUCAGUCAUGGCGGGUGAUUACAAGGAACAAGUUAAGAUUCCAGAAGGAAAGUCAUUCAUAUAUCUCAAAGGAGAUGCGAAGAAAAGGACAAGUAUAGUUUGGGGCAGCACUGGCUCACCUUUCACAAGCCCAACUUUCAGUUCUUUAGCAGAUAAUAUUAUUGUGAAAAGAAUGACUUUUUGGAACUCAUACAAUUACCCACCAAAAGAUGGUUCUACAGUGACACAGGCUAUUGCAGCUGUAAUUUCCGGCGAUAAAUCAGCAUUCUACCAGUGUUCCUUCUUGGGAUUGCAGGACACUUUAUUGGAUGCACGAGGAAGACACUAUUUCAAGGCGUGCAACAUCGUGGGAGCCUUCGAUUUCAUCUUUGGUGCCGGUCAAUCCAUCUAUCAGGGAUGUAACAUAUCAGUGAUCAAUGGAGGAAUAGACAAUAGACUAGCAGGAUUUAUUACAGCUCAAGGAAGACAAAGCCCAAAUGACACAAAUGGGUUUGUUUUCAAGGAGUGCAAUAUUAUGGGAACAAGACAAGCCUAUUUAGGAAGAGCUUGGGGAGAGUAUGCAAGAGUCAUUUACUUCAACUCCUCUUUUCAAGCCUCUAUUGUUCCUCAAGGAUGGGAUGCUUGGGUUGCCACUGGUCACGAGUAA
Impatiens glandulifera is the source of this 825-nucleotide messenger RNA. RefSeq names its product probable pectinesterase 29. Gene Ontology annotation, molecular function: pectinesterase activity. The transcript is spliced from 4 exons. The coding region runs from base 1 to 825 and encodes 274 amino acids. The record is from RefSeq and is a predicted model, not a curated record. Gene Ontology annotation, biological process: cell wall modification. Lineage: Eukaryota; Viridiplantae; Streptophyta; Magnoliopsida; Ericales; Balsaminaceae.